AUGAAAUGGAGGACAGAAAUUGAGGUCGGCACGCGUGUUAAUUACCGGUGGCGGGACGGAAAAUACCACCCCGUCAAGGUUAUCGAACGCCGGAAGCUUUCUGACGAUGGAACAAACGAUUAUGAGUACUACGUUCACUACACAGAACGUGAAGUUAACCGUGGACUCGAUGAACGGGUUAAACUGGAACAACUGGAUCUCGAUUCUGUAGAAACGAAUGUGGAUGACAAGGUUGAGGACAAGGCAACUAGCUUGAAAAUGACACGGCAUCAGAAGCGUAAGAUUGACGAGACACAUGUGGAGCGUCAUGAAGAGCUUGAUGCGGCUAUCUUGCGAGAACACGAAGAAUUUACAAAAGUGAAAAUAUUGCCACCAAAGAGCUUGGUAGAUAUGAGAUCGAGACUUGGUAUUUUUCGCCCUUUCCUCCAGAAUACAAUGACUGUACCAUGCUGUUCUUCUGUGAAUUUGUCUGAGCUUCAUGAAGCGCAAAGAGCAACUGCAGAGGCACAUGGUGAGAUCCUGUCCUUGUUCCUUUCAUCUGUUUCCUUACACUGCGUGGUCCUUUAA
Messenger RNA from Striga hermonthica, 567 nucleotides. Lineage: Eukaryota; Viridiplantae; Streptophyta; Magnoliopsida; Lamiales; Orobanchaceae. The record is from the annotation of a GenBank genome assembly.